AUGGACAAAGCAGCAAAGACCGAAAUCACCAAACCCCUGGGCCAUAUACCCCACGGCCUAAACCUUCCCUUGGGGAAGAAGUCUAUUCAGGUCGAGUUCCGCAAUCUUUACGGAUGGAACGCGGCAUCUGAGAUCAGUACCCAGCUUGGUCACUGGCUGACAGCACGAAUACUAUACCGAAAGGAAAAAGUAAAGGACCUGGCCAACUCGGGGGCUACCGCCAGCCAACUCUUGAACCUACUGAAAUGGGCCAAGAAGCAAACCGAGACUUACUUGCACAACUACCCGGACUGGCAACGUUAUCUCAAGCAUAUCGAAGAACAUCCGGUCCAAAAGCAGGGCAACCCCAUCGCCAUCUGCGCAUUCUCGACGAUUCGAGAUCAGCAAUACCAACUACGCAAUUUCAAUCCGCCUUCUCUGCCCCUCGCUUCACCAGAAGGCAGAUCGAGUUUGCGAUCACGAGUGUUCGAGACAUCCGCCGAAUCCUCAACCGGAUCCGGCCGUAGAGUGGCCCCGAAACCAAGCACAAUGUCAACGUCCAGCUCGUCCUCCAGCUCUUGA
Messenger RNA from Penicillium waksmanii, 561 nucleotides. RefSeq lists its product as uncharacterized. The coding region runs from base 1 to 561 and encodes 186 amino acids. The transcript is spliced from 2 exons. The record is from RefSeq and is a predicted model, not a curated record. NCBI's taxonomy places the organism in Eukaryota, Fungi, Ascomycota, Eurotiomycetes, Eurotiales, Aspergillaceae.